Verticillium nonalfalfae is the source of this 2586-nucleotide messenger RNA. RefSeq lists its product as uncharacterized. The record is from RefSeq and is a predicted model, not a curated record. Bases 1 to 2586 code for a protein of 861 amino acids. Gene Ontology annotation, cellular component: extracellular region; cell surface; plasma membrane. The transcript has a single exon. Lineage: Eukaryota; Fungi; Ascomycota; Sordariomycetes; Glomerellales; Plectosphaerellaceae. Gene Ontology annotation, molecular function: osmosensor activity. Gene Ontology annotation, biological process: osmosensory signaling pathway via Sho1 osmosensor; hyperosmotic response; signal transduction involved in filamentous growth.
AUGCAGGUCAAGUCCGUCCUUCUGGGCGCCGCCCUGGCCCUGGCUACGACGACGACGGCUGAGAACGACAAGCCGAGGAUCUACUUCCCCCGUCAUGUCAAGAGACAGUUCACCAACUCGACCCUUUCGCAACCCGGGACCUUUCCUGCGCCAGAGAGCACGCCCUUCACGUCGCGACCCGAUACGCCGACCUUCAUCACGAGCCUCAGACAGUCUCUCUCGAACGACUUGAUCGAACCGGCCGAAUCCUCUUCUUCCUUGUCCGAGUCCCUGUCUGAGCCCAGCGGCACCACUCAGCGCACCACCGUCGUCAUUUCGAGCACCAUCAGGGUCCCGCCCACAACUGUCCCCGAGGUGCUUGACCCGGUUCAGUCGUCCUCUGAGGAGCCAUCUGCCAAUGACUCGACUGCUCCGCAGCCUUCGCCCUCGUCGUCCGAUCCCGAGACCUCGACUUCUCAGGCGACCACAGAGCCCGAUACAACCACGGCCCCUGGCACAACCACCACCGAGGCCGCGACGACUACUACCGCCGCCGAGACGACAACCCAAGAGACAUCAGUCGAGGCACCCACCACUACUGCCACCCCCACUGCGUCGUCUGAACCCGAACCCACGACCGAAGCCGCAACGACAGCAGUGACGUCGCCCGAGCAGAGCACCGUCGUAGAGUCUGUUUCCUCCGCAGAAGAGUCCGGCACCGGCAUCCUGCCGUCCACCAUUGUGCUCCCCACGAGCAGCAGCACCACGGCCGAGGCCGAGCCCACGACCUCUGCCGCCACGACCGAAGCCCAGACUUCUGCUCAGCCCACGACAUCUGAAACUGUCACAACAUCUUCGGGGAUCGUGAUCGCGCCUACGGGCCUCGUCACUACCAGCUCAAGUGAACCCACGACCUCCACCGACGAGCAGGUGAUCCCCACUGUAACGGACCCUGUUGCGAGUCCAACCGACUCGACCGCUCAAACAACGCCCGCUACCACGACCCCCUUGGAGUCUCAGCUCAACCCCAUCCAGUCGGUCAUCUCCGCUGUGACUAGCAUCCUUUCUGUGCCAACGAAUGCGACUGAGUCUGAGAUCGAGCCCACUCAAACUGCGACUACUGACCUGUCGGGUUCCACUGUCGCUGAGCAGACCACCGACGCGGUGUCUGCCACGACUACGGCCAGUGUUCCCAUCACCACGGAUGUCAGUGAGCCUCCUGUCAGUGCCAACACGACCGUCCCGGACCAGUCAACGCAGCCCCCCGUAUCGUUGACGUCGCUGCCGCCUGUCGAUUCGUCCACCAUCCCCUCUACCUCGAUCUUCCCUGGGUCGUCGGUGAUUCCAUCGGUGUCACCCAGCGCUUCCGGUGAACCUUCGGUGGCUCCCAACACGACAGAGAGCGUUCCGACUGCUAGCGCUUCCAUCCCCAUCACUGAGCCAAGCAGCUCUGUCAACGUGACAUCCAUUCUCGAGUCUAGCAUUGAACCCACUGCCGCGCCUUCCUCCGUGCCGACUAAUUUGCCGACCUCGAGCGUUCUGCCGGACAACACGACCGUUAUUUCUGACGAGCCGUCGGCUGCGCCCACCGUCCCCAGCGUUUCAGCCUCGUAUGAGCCCUCUACGAUCGUUCCCGUGACCAGCCUGGCACCCACCAACACGAUCACGGGUACCGAGAUUUGGCUGCCGUCCACUAUCAUUGUGGAGAAUUCGACGCCGACUCGCGCACCGACGGAUGCUGUCGCACCCACAAGCGCCGUUGCCCUGCCCUCGAACUUGCCCAAGGUUAUCGGCCCUGGCGAUACGGAGAAUGUUGUCCAGCCUGAAGGGACUGUUCUCCUUCAGAUCGGCUUCCUUUACGCCGAGAACUACGAGUUCGUUAGCAAGAACCCGAUGGCGGCUGCUCAGUUGUUCACGCUGUUGCCCACCGCCCUCGCGGAUGGCGCCAAGAUCGACGCCGGCAAGGUCAUCGUCACGAGUCUGGUGCCCUAUGACACCAUGCCGUCGCUUGGCUACAUCACGACUCUCGCCCGGUUCUGGUACCCCGAGUCCAUGGUCGACCAGCUGCGCAUGGACAUCAAGAUUCCAAACUCGCUUCUUUACAACAACCCCCAGCAGCUCAUCUACAAUCUCACCCAGAACAUCAACCCUGCCAUUGACAUCAUUCCUGGUUCCGAAAACAUCCCCGGCGGCAAUGGAGGUGCGCCGACUUCUGGUUCCCCCAACGGAAACAACGACAUGUUCGACAACAACGAGUCGGACUCGACACCCAUUCAGACCGGAACUGCCGCAGCCAUCGGUAUUGGUGCCGUGACGGUUGGUGUAGCUUACGGCGCGGCCAUGUUCCUGAUCGCUCGUCGUUACAAGCGCAAGAAGCAGGCGCACCGCCGUGCCAGCUCCAUCUCCGGCACUUCCUCUGACAUGCGCUACACUGGUACUGGCAGCCCCGCGAUGAUGGGUGGCGCGCUGAUGAGCCGCGACUUUUCCAACUAUGGCGGUGUCGUUGGCGGUCGUGACAGCCACGGCAGCGGGCGGACGGGCAACUCGGGGCGAACGGCCAAGAUUUCGGCACCUGUCGCUGCUGAGAACUCCCUUGGCUGGAAUUGA